Molecule: messenger RNA, 1469 nt
Organism: Daphnia pulicaria
Lineage: Eukaryota; Metazoa; Arthropoda; Branchiopoda; Diplostraca; Daphniidae
Product: proton channel OtopLc-like
Exons: 8
Coding region: 180-1469 (429 amino acids)
Biological process (GO): proton transmembrane transport
Cellular component (GO): membrane
Molecular function (GO): proton channel activity
Source: RefSeq, a predicted model, not a curated record
UUCUUUCCAGUCAUGGAUUUGUCGUAUUGUGAUUGCUGAGAGAUAACAUCUGUCGGGAUUUGUUCACUUCUUUAUAGCUUUGAAUCAUUCUAUUUUACUAUAAGGGAAAUUGAGUGGUAUUUUUAUUCCGUAAUUAAAAGUUGUCAGUGGUAAUAGCUGUUUAUUAUUGGAACAAAAGGAUGACUUCUCUAGUCAGUCGAGAAGGUGUGGAUGCUGAAGUUGGCCAAUCGAAAAUUGUAGCUUCCGGUCUCAAGAAUUCCCGAAACAAAUCUUCGAUCGGAUUUAUUUACACAGCCGUCAGAAAUUUUUCCAAUCAACCGACAUCGCCACCGUCCAGUCCCAAGCCGAUUGAGGUCAAGUCUCAUCAAAAGGAAAAACCUGCAGCUCACGACGGGAAUGAAUCAAAAUUAGUGAAAGUCCCGACAACAGCCGAGUCACGAGAAAGUGGAGAGCUGGAAAUAAGCGGCUCAUCAACGGUUAUGGAAGAAGCGAAAAAAGAACUGGAAUCUCUUUUGAAACCCUCCAAAGUGAAACUGAAUCAAGUCGUAGCAAUAAGGCAGAAUUUGCGAAACGAAGAUCAAAUUACUUUGGCAACUAACCAUCAGCCAAUCAAUAACCAAAUGUCACUGAUGCCGUCGUUAAGUGCUGGCCAAGAUAGUGUACCGAAUCAUCCACAUAAUCCCUCGGAGAAAGCCAUCAAAUUAUGGAAAGAGCACGGCAAGCAGGCUACUGUGGACAUGCUUAGUGCUCUAUACGGCAUUAUUUUGGUAGUUAUGGGCGUGGCCUUUCCUACUUCUCAAGUCAUUUCCAUCAAGAUCCCGUCUCACUACUACGAGGGCUUCUACGCUUAUCUCUACUUUGUGUCCAUCGGUUUCUUUGGUUACAUUUACGUCCUCUUGAAAACCCAAUUCAACUCGUUCACGUGGAAAAGAAGUUGGCAUCAACUGCUGGCACUGCGUCACAAUAAGACACCCGAAACAAAAGCUGAGGACGAUUGCGCCUUUGAUGAAAAUCGAGUUUUAUCCAUGGAGGAUAUCAUGACCAAUCGACUCCGGGUGACUCUUGGCAAACAACUCGAUCCCAGACGAAAUACAAAUCACGGAUCCUUUUACCUACGCAUGGGAGCCGUCGUAUUUGGAGUUGGCUCAAUGAUCUAUUCGGGACUGGAAUUCGCCCAAUACUUUGAAAGCUCGUCCAAUCCGUUGUGCAAUGACGUCAUGAUUGCGGUUCAGCCAGCCUCUCGUAUGCUCUUCACCUUUUUCCAAAUGUAUUUCGUUUUCCUGAACGCAAAGAUUCAAAUCAUCAAGAACAGCAACGUCAUUGUGGCUCGUUUCGGAUUGAUGCACAUCAUAGCCACGAACCUCUGCGUCUGGCUCAACGUCAUCGUCCAGGAGACCAAACACGAAAUCCUAGAGCAGCAAGGGGAACUUGGCCAUCACCACACAGCCGCGUUAAACUGCUUAUUUUAA